This is a messenger RNA of Protopterus annectens (West African lungfish), 1059 nucleotides long. Its product is annotated as zinc finger protein 525-like. Bases 1 to 1059 code for a protein of 352 amino acids. NCBI's taxonomy places the organism in Eukaryota, Metazoa, Chordata, Ceratodontiformes, Protopteridae. The transcript has a single exon. The record is from RefSeq and is a predicted model, not a curated record.
AUGAAAACGCACCAGAAAGUUUUUACUGGAAGGAAACCCUAUAAGUUUAGCAAAUAUAUCAAAAACUUUGCAGAGAAGUAUAAACCUAUAAAGCACACUGCUGUGUACACUGGGGUGAAGCUGUGUAAAAGUACAACACUCGAUAAGAGUUUUACAUCUAAGGAUAAUGUUUCCUGGUAUGAAAACAUCCAAAGAGAGAAUAGACCAUACAGAUGUACUGUAUGUAAUAAGAGCUUUAAACAAAAGGGCCAUCUCACAGUCCAUGAGAAAACCCACAGCUUAGGGAAACCAUACAAAUGUUCCUUAUGUGGAAAGUGUUUUACUCGGAAUUACAACCUCACAGUCCAUGAGAAAAUCCACUCCGGAUACCAUUAUAAUUGCUAUAAAUGUGCCACAUGUGACAAGAGCUUUAAGUGGAAGAGCAGCCUUACAGCUCAUGAGAAAAUGCACAUUGGAGAGAGGCCAUAUAAAUGUAUAACAUGUGACAAGAGUUUUAUAAGGAAAAGCAACCUUACAGUCCAUGAAAGAAUACACACUGGAAAUAAGUCUUAUAAAUGUGCCACCUGUGGCAAGAGUUUUACUCGAAAGGACUACCUCACAACCCAUAAAAGAAGUCACAGUGGAGUGAAGCCGUACAAGUGUUUAGCUUGUGAUCAGAGUUUUACAUGGAAGAGCCAACUCACUGUCCAUGAGUAUAUCCACACUGGAAUUAAGUCAAAUAAAUGUAGCACAUGUGGCAAGAGUUUUUUGCAGAAGGGCCACUUAACAGUCCAUGAGAAAAUCCACAUGGAAAAUAAAUCUUACAAAUGUACCACGUGCGACAAGAGUUUUACCCUGAAAGGUCAGCUUACAGCUCAUAAGAAAAUCCAUAAUGGAAGCAAAUCCUACAAAUGUGCAAUUUGUGGCAAGUGUUUUCUACGGAAGUGUAGUCUUACAGUCCAUGAAAAAAUUCACAGUGGGGAGAAGCCCUAUAAAUGUGCAACUUGUGGUAAGAGCUUUACAUUGAAACACAAUCUCUCACACCAUGAAAAGACGACACAGUGGAGAAAAGCAGUAUAA